GUGAUCAGUCACUCAAACACAACCCAAAACAAAAAGUGCGCCGUUCCGCCGAUUGUAAAUUUUGUGCAAUAAUUGUGUUCUUGUGCGCGUCGCGUAAAAUGUUGGAAUUCAUAAAAAUAAACGAUAAAUACUACGUGGUGGAGGUGCGGCAGGUGACCGAUAAUCAAACGGCAGUGGAAGAAAGUGGCAGUAAAGUUGUAGUGCAGUGCAAUCUGUUCGAUUUAUGCCAGCUCUGGUGCGAAACGAUAUCUGUUGAGAACCUGAUCGAACGGGAAAAGAAAUCCGAUUCCAUCAUUCAGUACACCGCGGAAAUCGUCAACGAAACCAUUCUCGCUCGGAAAGCGGACGACUUCUGCAUUACCCAAGGAUGUCCGGACUCUGUUUGUGGCGAUCUGUUUCUCCGUUUGAAAUACUACGUGCAAAGCAUUCCGGUGACAUUUACGUUGCGGCUGAAGGUGGCCACCAGCGAUGAGCUUGCAGAAAACGUUAUACUGCCCACAUGGCGAACGCUUCUUAUGUUGUAUGAGGAGAACUGUGCCCUAAAGGAUAUCAUCCUCAAAAAGGAUAUUGAAAUUGAACAAUAUAAACUCGAGGGAGCAAUUCUUAAAAGAAAUCUAGUAGCGACCAAUAAGUUCGACGAACGUAAAUUUUCCGAAACAUUUCCACUAAGUACGUCCUCGGAAGGUUUGCGGAUACGAGAUCUAAUCAAAAAUCGAGAACGCCGACUAAAUCUGAUGAAACAUUUGAAAAUCAAAUCUAAAGAUCCGGUAGAAACGGGAAGUCCUACGAAGAACUCACCAAAACUCAGUAAAACCAUACUGACCCCAACACGGAAAAGUCCCGGAGGCCGUGCCAAAGGACUGGAUGCAAUAUUUGCAAAACAAAGGUUACCGAAAUCUAUAUCGGCAUCUUCGAUGUCCCUGAAGAGGCUCCAAGCUAGCCAAUGCGAUGAGGAUGACGAUAAGGAAGAAGUACUCAGCACAAGUCAAUCCAGCAUCAACCAAAGUGAUUUAAGUAAUGCAUCCGGAAUGGUAAAAGUUAGAAAAAUAACGAAACUUUAGAAGACUUUUAUUGUAAUUAAUUAUAGUGUCUAUAUCUUUGUCUUUUGUGCGUAACUAAUAUAUUUACCUCUUUAGAUCAAAAUUUAUAAUUAUGUGUUUUUUCUUUAAGAAUGUGUUUCCUAUUCCUGGUACUUUGGAUUAACAUCACAUAAAAUUGGCUGCAGACUUUUUGGAGAAACAGUGAAA
Molecule: messenger RNA, 1247 nt
Organism: Aedes aegypti (yellow fever mosquito)
Lineage: Eukaryota; Metazoa; Arthropoda; Insecta; Diptera; Culicidae
Product: non-homologous end-joining factor 1
Exons: 5
Coding region: 99-1061 (320 amino acids)
Biological process (GO): double-strand break repair via nonhomologous end joining
Cellular component (GO): DNA ligase IV complex
Molecular function (GO): DNA end binding
Source: RefSeq, a predicted model, not a curated record